GUCCAACCUGGACACUCGAUGAUAAAAUCAAUCUAAGAAUAUUUUUCUUAUUAGUCAUAUGAUUUUGUCUAUUUUUGCCCGCUCAAUUUAUUCAAACCAGUUCAAACUAACUAUAAUAUAUAUUAUUCAUGAUGCAAGAAUCUUUUCAAUGAAAACACGACAUAACAGUACGGAUAUGUUCGUGCGUCACAGACGCCGAGAACCAUAUCUUAACAGCGUAUGAUGACGUGUCUACAUUUCACUACGUGGAUGUUGCCGAUGGUGCAUCGUUGACACGUCGUUUUAAACUGUGCUUCAUACUGCCAGUAAACGUGUAGAUUAAACAACAGACGGAGUUUACUUUUCCACGCGGAACCAUACUAAGUGAAUCUUGACUUUCAGUAUUCCUUUAUAUGCAAUUGAAUAGAAACACGUAAAACAGUGAAAGAAAUUCAAAUCGUUGGUUUACACCAAAUUAUAAACUGUGGAACAAAUUUUUCUCGACCAUUUCAUACUUAUUAGCAACCUGUGUCAAGAGAAGAAGUAACAAACAAUGCCUGCUGCACCUAGUUCGACUUCAGUUGGGGCUGCUGGACGAUCGCCCAGUAAGGCGAUAGCACCCAGAGCAGGUGGUGGUGUUACUGUUAGACAAAGGAAAACCACAGUAGCUACUGCAACUAGGAACAGAAAUACAGGAGCUGGCUCUGAUGGUAUGUGGAGGUUCUACACUGACGAAUCCCCUGGCAUCAAAGUAGGACCAGUACCUGUACUCGUUAUGUCUCUCCUGUUCAUCGCAUCUGUCUUUAUGCUUCACAUCUGGGGCAAAUAUACCAGAUCUUAAGAUAAAAAAUAGACAUAAUAACAGGAAUUCAAGGAACGGGAGAAGACUGUGCAGUUCAAUUAGCAAGGAAACCUAAGUUAAGGAUACUCAAAGUGAAAGACCGACUUGCUAUGCUUGUAACAUCGUUUUCUUCUGGAAUCGAAGCACUGUAUACCAUAAGACAUUACAUUUCCAUAAGAUGGAUCUCUGCGAUCUUUUUAUCGAAAAGCGGGACCAAAAUUUGACCCGCUCAUCAUCAACUACGUUAUUAUAAUCAUUUACUUUCACUGAAACGAAUUUUGUAACAUUUAUAAUGAACAUACGACGGACUUAAUCAUAUGCACGCGUGAACGCGUGAUCAAGAUAAGAUAUUCUGGUUAUCGUUUGUAAAGUUACUAUUAUGAUAAUAUAAUAUGUACGAUAUUAAAAUAAAUUAUUAAUCGAAUUGAGGGAAACAGCCAA
Messenger RNA from Ceratina calcarata, 1261 nucleotides. RefSeq names its product Sec61 translocon subunit beta (gene Sec61beta). Gene Ontology annotation, cellular component: Sec61 translocon complex. Lineage: Eukaryota; Metazoa; Arthropoda; Insecta; Hymenoptera; Apidae. The record is from RefSeq and is a predicted model, not a curated record. Gene Ontology annotation, biological process: intracellular protein transport. The coding region runs from base 533 to 820 and encodes 95 amino acids. The transcript has 3 exons.